AUGGCUAUAAAUGUUCCUGGUUUAGUGUCUAUUAUCGUCUUCUACGUUGCUAUUCUAGCGAUCGGUAUUUAUGCAGCAUGGAGGAAAAGAAGAACCGGAAGAGGAAACGAGAGCGAGACAAUCAUGGUCGGAGGAAGAGACAUAGGACUCUUUGUUGGAAGCUUUACUAUGACUGCUACGUGGGUAGGUGGUGGUUACAUCAACGGCACAGCAGAAGUUGUAUACACCCCGGGUUCCGGUCUACUGUGGACACAAGCGCCAUUUGGUUACGGCUGCAGCCUUAUGCUUGGCGGGUUGUUUUUCGCUAAGAAAAUGCGAACUCAGGGUUACGUCACUAUGCUGGAUCCAUUGCAACGUAAGCUUGGCAGGCGCAUGGGGGGUCUGUUGUACUUACCAGCACUCUUGGGUGAAAUAUUCUGGUCAGCCGCCAUUCUUGCCGCUCUUGGCGGUACAUUGUCCGUGAUCAUAGACCUUGAUAUUCGUAUCUCUGUCAUUGUAUCUGCAUGUAUU
Ciona intestinalis (vase tunicate) is the source of this 510-nucleotide messenger RNA. Lineage: Eukaryota; Metazoa; Chordata; Ascidiacea; Phlebobranchia; Cionidae. The record is from RefSeq and is a predicted model, not a curated record.